This is a messenger RNA of Syngnathus typhle (broad-nosed pipefish), 1875 nucleotides long. RefSeq lists its product as uncharacterized. The transcript has 6 exons. The record is from RefSeq and is a predicted model, not a curated record. The coding region runs from base 1 to 1173 and encodes 390 amino acids. Lineage: Eukaryota; Metazoa; Chordata; Actinopteri; Syngnathiformes; Syngnathidae.
AUGGGCCAGCUGCUGUCAUCAGAAGAGGAGAUCUCUGCGGUGAAACAUGCCAUUGGUAACCUUCUGUACCGGACCAUGCUGGAGGGUGGAGCUGUGCGUCAUCUCAGAGUAGUGAACCCCCUGCUGUUGGCCAAUCACAAUGAAGACCCAGGAGUCUGCUUCCAGGCGCAAAUGCUACAGCUGCAGGGUGAAAUUGGCAACAAGGUACCCGCCUACCUGAAGGAUCUGAUUGGACGACUCUCAUCAUUCUCGGACGAGCCCCGUCUGGCCGGGCUGCUGGGACUGGCUGUCAGUAUGGUAAUGGACCUGCUUGUCAUGUCCUCAUCCGGGCUGAAAAAGAAGGCGACUGGUUCAUCUUCAUCCCAGCAGAGAGUGCGAGAGCUUCAGGAAGUUAUGGAGGAGUACUUGAAACGCUGCAGGAUCAACUUGGCUGAUAAAUCCCGACUCGUGCAGGACUCUCUGAGAAUGGAGGCCCAGCUCAGCUUCUCGCUGACCCAGCUGAAAAUCUCCCUGGUGGGCGGAGAUUGCGACUCACAGUCUUUGAGGUUCUGGGCUAGCGGAGCAGCGUUCCAUACCCAAAUGUUGAUUCACCUGGCUGUUCUGGAGGGGCUGGGGGAGCCCCUGUCAGCAAGAGCUGUGCUGGACCAAUACAAGGAAGACCUGGCCCAGAUCCUACCCGCUUACAGGUGUUAUAAGAUCAAUACGGUGUGUGUGGUGAAAUGUCGAGGAGUCAUGUCUGCGUUGUCGUGCGAAUUGCACGAUGAAGGAUCCAUGACGGGGCUGACGCUCACCGACAGGGAAACGGGAAAGAGCGUCAGUGUCACUCUCGCCGCCCUGGAGGCAGAGAUAGCACUUAACCUCCAUGUUACAGCUUCGUCAUCCUCGCUCGACCCCGACCUGAUCACUUCACAUCAGUACGCCCAGGCGUACGUGGACCGGCUCUUCUCUGGAGAGGGUCCCGUGGAGGAGCUAAAGAACUACUUCACCAAGGCCAGCGACAAGCUGAAAGCACUGAGAUUCGGACCGCCGCCGGGUUGUCUGAUCAGGAGAGCCAAAGACCAAGGACAAUGUGAAGGACACACGCUGGAAACACAGGACAGAACAGAAAAAAAUGAGCAAAGGAGCGAUAAAAAGUUGAAGUUGAGUAUUGUGGAAAGCCAUGUAAAACAAUAACACCAACAGAACUAACGCCUUUAACUUUACAGCACAUUUUUUUCCUCCUGACCUUUACUCUAUCCAAGUGAAGGCAACGUGACACACCGAGUGACAUUCACAGUCACAAGUUACGUGUCGGUUUAAAACACGCAAGCGCGGCUUCCGCUCCGAUUACUCCUCGCCGAACGGCGCCCGAUUGCUGUUAUUACUCUCGUCUUGCUCUUUUCCACACAGGCUGGCGGAUAGUUGACUUUCACACAGUUCAACAGAGAUGGAUAGCUGGCUAUUUCUUUUCUUCUCAGGUGGUUGUUGUUGCGGGCGCGUCGCUGCGGCAACGGGGAAAAAGCGCCGCUCUAACUCCACAAGGGUUUGCACUACCGCCCACGGGCCCUCUCAGCAGAGAACAAAGUUGGUCAUGCAGGAAAGAGACAGAGAGGGAAAUGGAUGGAAAGGAUAGGUGAUGAAGGCAAGAUGAUAAAUAGGAUGGAGCAGAAUGGUGAAAGGAUUGAAGUGGUACUUGUGCUACAUACUGGCGGGAAGUGAGAAUUUUUUUUUUUUUAUCUAGAACUGCUUCGAACAAAGUACAUGAAUGGAGAAGAGUUUGUUGGUUGUGAUUGAAUCGUUCUUUUUGGGGUCCCUAAUAUUGUGGACUGGCAAUAAAAGCAUACCAUACACUGGAGGGAAAAAAAACUUCAUUAAAUGGUUUUCUUUUAACAAUAA